Molecule: messenger RNA, 2046 nt
Organism: Aspergillus tanneri
Lineage: Eukaryota; Fungi; Ascomycota; Eurotiomycetes; Eurotiales; Aspergillaceae
Product: glycerol-3-phosphate dehydrogenase GUT2
Exons: 4
Coding region: 1-2046 (681 amino acids)
Biological process (GO): glycerol-3-phosphate metabolic process
Cellular component (GO): glycerol-3-phosphate dehydrogenase (FAD) complex; mitochondrion
Molecular function (GO): glycerol-3-phosphate dehydrogenase (quinone) activity
Source: RefSeq, a predicted model, not a curated record
AUGGCUGCCCGUCAUUCUCGCAGAAUUUUGCGACCUCUCCUUUACACCUCUGCUGCUGCCGCUGCGGGAGCAAGUGUUCUCUAUGUCUCCUAUCGUCCACGAAAUAUUCCGGGUUCCGAAGCUCCCGCCGUUCCACCUCCAGGCUAUCACGAGGGCAAGCUUGUACCCCCUAGUUUCCCUACAAUUAAGUCACGUCUAGAGCAGAUCCAAGACCUCAAGCGCAGUUCGUCCGGGGAUAGCUCUGAAUAUGAUCUCCUUGUUAUUGGUGGCGGUGCCACGGGUUCUGGAAUUGCCCUUGAUGCGGCGACACGUGGGCUGAAAGUGGCCAUUGUUGAGGGAGACGAUUUCAGUGCUGGAACGAGCAGCAAGAGUACAAAGUAUAAACUCGUGAAGGAAGCAUUGAGGGAACGCAAGUAUUUUCUAAACACAGCUCCUCACUUGUCUAGCUGGCUCCCUAUUAUGGUUCCUGUGCAAAAGUGGUGGCAAGCGCCCUAUUUUUGGGCCGGAACGAAGUUCUAUGACUACUUGGCAGGAUCUGAGGGAAUUGAAAGCUCUUAUUUUCUUCCAAAGAGUAAGGCGAUUGACGCAUUCCCGAUGCUAAGAAAGGAUAAUCUUUUCGGCGCCAUGGUUUACUACGAUGGUGCUCACAAUGAUUCUCGAAUGAACGUUUCACUUGCAAUGACAGCAGCGUUGUAUGGUGGUACUGUUGUCAACCAUAUGCGGGUGACUGGCUUAACUAAGGAUGCAUCCGGUAAAUUGAAUGGCGCUCAAUUAAAAGAUGUGAUCUCUGAAAAGAAUGGGCAAGAGGCCGAUGAAUUCACUAUACGGGCGAAGGGGAUUAUCAAUGCAACCGGUCCCUUCACAGAUUCAAUCAGAAAAAUGGACGACCAGGAAGUGAAGGAAAUUGUAGCGCCAAGCUCUGGCGUCCAUGUCAUCCUUCCAGGCUAUUACAGUCCUUCAGACAUGGGUCUUAUUGAUCCCUCUACAUCUGAUGGACGCGUCAUCUUUUUCCUUCCUUGGCAAGGCAAUACAAUCGCGGGCACCACAGACAACCCAACGAUGAUUACGACUCAGCCCGAACCAUCCGAACAAGAUAUCAACUGGAUUCUUUCAGAGGUUCGCGGCUAUCUGGCUCCAGAUAUCAACGUUGAGCGAAGUGAUGUGCUGGCUGCUUGGUCUGGUAUUCGGCCUUUAGUCCGUGAUCCGAAAGUGAAGAGCUCCGAGGCUCUAGUGCGCAACCACCUCAUUUCUGUUUCCCCCUCCGGGUUAUUAACGUGCGCUGGUGGAAAGUGGACAACCUAUCGCCAAAUGGCGGAAGAAGCUGUAGAUGAAGCUGUUAAAGUGUUUGAUCUGAAGCCUCGUCCGGUGUCGCAGGCUCCGGACAUCAGUGGUGCUGGUGGAAGCGGUUUGGUUGCCGAUGGUGCUGUUCUUGAUGGUUCCUGCCAAACCCAUCAGGUCAGAUUGAUUGGAGCUCAUGGAUACUCCAAUACACUUUUCAUCAACCUCAUCCAGCACUUUGGGCUCGAGACAGACGUGGCCCGACAUCUCACGCAAUCAUAUGGUGACCGGGCUUGGCAGGUUGCAGCUUUGUCUUCCCCCACUAAUGCUCGUUUUCCUGUUCGAGGAAAACGGAUCUCGACCUUAUACCCCUUCGUCGACGGUGAAGUUCGCUAUGCUGUUCGCCACGAAUAUGCACAGACUGCAGUCGAUGUUAUUGCUCGUAGGACGCGCCUGGCGUUCCUCAAUGCCGAAGCAGCACUUGAAGCUCUUCCUAAUAUCAUUGACUUGAUGGGUGAGGAGCUAAAAUGGGACAGUAACCGAAAGGAUCUUGAAUGGAAAGAGGGCGUCCGGUUUCUCUCCUCCAUGGGUCUUCCCAAGAAUUUUCUUGCAUUAUCCAGAGCGGAGGUCGAAUCUGGAAGGGUGAAAGAGGUGGACAUCGCAGAACACAAAACGUUUUCUAGGACAAACCCCCCUGCCGAUGUGCUUGAUAGUGAUAUUCACCCUGAGGCGCCUAGCAAGCUAACUGCCUUGGAUUCUAGCCAAUAA